Messenger RNA from Aspergillus melleus, 1446 nucleotides. RefSeq names its product aldehyde dehydrogenase. Gene Ontology annotation, molecular function: succinate-semialdehyde dehydrogenase (NAD+) activity. NCBI's taxonomy places the organism in Eukaryota, Fungi, Ascomycota, Eurotiomycetes, Eurotiales, Aspergillaceae. The transcript has 4 exons. Bases 1 to 1446 code for a protein of 481 amino acids. The record is from RefSeq and is a predicted model, not a curated record.
AUGGGUUCGACCGACACGAAUGGUGGUCGAAGCAUCAUCCCCCUCAUCAUCAACAAUGAGUCGAUCAUUACAGACACGGUAUUCAAGGUGCACAACCCUGCAAAUGGUGAGGUGAUCGAACAUUGCGCCAGCGCGUCGAUCGAACAUGCCAAUCGUGCCGCAGCAGCUGCCAAGGCUGCGUUUCCUGCGUGGAGCAGAACGAAACCAUACGAUCGCAGAGACAUUUUGAUCAGAGCCUCGGAUAUUAUGCUGUCGCGAAAGGAGGAGCUGAUCGCAUACCAAAUGGAAGAAACGGGCGCCGGAAGGCUCUUCGUGGAGAAAACCUUCAUGAUGGGUGUGAGCUUUAUCAAGGAUUUCGCGGCCAGGAUUCCUUCGAUUGAAGGAUCUGUGCCCUCUGUGUCGGAAGAUGGAUGCGCAAUGGUUUUCAAAGAACCAUAUGGGGUGAUCCUGGGGAUUGCGCCCUGGAACGCCCCCUACAUCCUUGGUACGCGCUCCGUAGCGCUGCCCCUCGCAGCAGGCAACACGGCUAUUUUGAAGGGCUCCGAAUUGUCGCCAAGGUGCUUCUGGGCGAUUGGUGAUAUCUUCCGGGAGGCCGGUCUUCCCGCAGGAUGCCUCAACGUGCUCUAUCAUCAGACAUCGCACGCGUCGGCUGUCACCACGGCCCUCAUUGCGCACCCUGCCGUACGCAAGAUUAGUUUCACGGGCAGUACGGCUGUUGGCGGAAUCGUCGCUUCCACGGCUGGCAGAUACGUAAAGCCGGUACUCCUCGAACUUGGAGGGAAGGCAUCUGCCAUUGUUUUGGAUGAUGCCAAUCUAGAGAAGGCUGCCACGUGUUGCGCCCUUGGGGCCUUUAUGCAUUCGGGUCAAGUUUGCAUGUCUACCGAGCGUAUUGUUGUAGAGCGAUCUGUCGCGCCACAAUUUCGUCAAUUGCUGAUCGAGGCAUCGGAGAAGAUCUUUGGCCGGCAUGCGGCAGCGCCGGUGCUUGUGGCGUCCGCUGCGGUCCAAAAGAACAGGCGCCUGGUAACAGACGCGCUGGCCAAAGGGGCAGAUGUUGUCUUUGGUGACGCAAACGCUCAUGAAUCGUGCCCCAACAGUAUGCGACCUUUGGUCAUCGGCAACGUCACCAAGGACAUGGAUCUGUAUUCUGCGGAGUCAUUUGGUCCAACUGUCUCCCUGAUCACAGUCGACAACGAAGAUGACGCUAUUGCGCUGGCCAAUGACACUGAGUACGGGCUUUCGUCCGCAGUCUUCACGAACAAUUUGUUCCGAGGACUCAAGGUAGCCAAGCAGAUCGAGUCCGGUGCUGUCCACAUUAACUCCCUGACUAUACAUGACGAGCCCGUGCUACCACACGGAGGAUGGAAGAGCAGCGGAUUCGGCCGCUUCGGGGGAACUUCCGGGUACGACGAGUGGCUGCAAACCAAGACGGUGACAUGGGUGCAGUAG